This is a messenger RNA of Rhincodon typus (whale shark), 3423 nucleotides long. RefSeq names its product zinc finger protein 91-like. The record is from RefSeq and is a predicted model, not a curated record. The coding region runs from base 602 to 3304 and encodes 900 amino acids. Lineage: Eukaryota; Metazoa; Chordata; Chondrichthyes; Orectolobiformes; Rhincodontidae. The transcript has 6 exons. Gene Ontology annotation, biological process: regulation of cytokine production; negative regulation of transcription by RNA polymerase II; regulation of immune system process.
GGUUCACUUCCUAUAGGGACUGAAAACCAAGUGAGGAGAUGGAUUGAAUCAAACAUCUUUUGGAAGUCAGUGUGGACCACAUCUACAGCAUUGUCCUCAUCAACUCUCUCUGUUACCUCAUCAAAAAACACCAAAGGAUUUGCACUGUACUACACCAGAGAAUACAGUGAGGAUAGACACUGUGGAUAGAUCCUGACCAAUAUCCAAGGAACAACUGCACAAUUGUGGGAAGACAUCCAGUUCCUUCACAGCAUUGCUCAGCACAGAGAAGGUUGGGCAGUGAAACCAUCAUCUGGAAAUCACUCACGUCAGGGGAGCUUUGACAUAUCAUCAGAUCUGAAACUGGUCAGUGGUGUGGAGCCUUCCAUCGGAACCAACCUUUCUGAAGGUUCAACUGUGGGUGAUCGGUCAGGGUGAGGCUGGGAAGAAGUGUGAGUGGUUCCAAGUGUGGUGACAGCUUCAAUCAUUCAUCGAACCUCACGAACCACUGACUUAUUCCUCCAGGGAGAAGCUGUUUGAGUGAGAGGUGUAUGAGGAGCACUCCACAGAAUUAUAAGAUUUAAUAUCACACACAUUGCAUCUGUUGUACAGCGAUAACUUAAUGGAAGAGACAGCCUUCAAGUGCGAGGUGAGUGACAAAGACUUUGCACACUCAUCAAUGAUUGUGCACCAACAACAUAUUCACAUUGGAGAAAAGCCAUUCAGUUGUGAGAUGUGUAACCAGGACUUUGUGCGGUUAUCAGACCUUGUGAACCACCAGCGUAUUCACACAGGGAAAAAGGCAUUCAUUUGCGAGGUAUGUGACAAAUCCUUCUCACAGUCAUCAAAGUUCCUCAUGCACCAACACACUCACACAGGGGAGAAACCAUUCACAUGUGAGGUGUGCAUCAAAUCAUUCUCUGAUUCAUCAUACCUCCGCAGACAUCAACGCACCCACACUGGAGAGAAACCAUUCACAUGUGAGGUGUGUGACAAAUCAUUCUCCCAGUCAGGGAACCUUCACAUACACCGACGUAUUCAUACUGGGGAGAAACCGUUCAGCUGUGAAGUGUGUGACAAGUCGUUCUCUCACUCAUCGCUCCUCCGUGUGCACCAACGCAUUCACACAGGUGAGAAACCAUUCACAUGUGAAGUCUGUGACAAAUCAUUUUCAGAUUCAUCGGCCCUGCGCAGACACCAGCGCAUUCACACAGGGGAGAAACCAUUCAUAUGUGAGGUAUGUGACAAAGCAUUCUCCAGGUCGUCAAGUCUCCUACUCCAUCAGAGGAUCCACACAAGGCAGAAACCGUUUAUGUGUGAGAUGUGUGACAAAUCAUUUUCAGCCGCAUCAAGUCUCCGUGCACACCAACGCAUUCACACAGGGGAGAAAUUGUUCAACUGUGAGGUUUGUGACAAAUCAUUUUCAGAUUCAUUAGCCUUCUGCAGACAUCAGCAUAUUCACACAGGGGAGAAACAGUUCAUGUGUGAGGUGUACGACAAAGCAUUCUCCAUGUCAUCAAGCCUCCUACGCCAUCAGAGAAUCUACAUGGAAGAGAAACCUUUCAAGUGUGAAGUGUGUGACCAAGGUUUUGCAAGAUCAGCGACACUCACAAAUCACCGACGUAUUCACACUGGAGAGAAACCCUUUAAGUGUGAGGUGUGUAACAAGGGCUUUGCACAAUUAUCAGGCCUCGUGAAUCACCGGGCAAUCCACACGGGACAGAAACCCUUCACGUGUGAGGUAUGUGACAAAUCAUUCUUGCAGUCAUCAACCCUCCGCCGACACCAACGUAGUCACACUGGAGAGAAACCUUUCAUGUGUGAGGUGUGUGAGAAAUCAUUCUCCCAGUCAGGGAUCCUCCGCACACAUCAACGCAUCCACACAGGAGAGAAACUGUUCAAGUGUGAGGUGUGUGAAAAAUCAUUCUCAGACUCAUCAAGACUCUUGCUGCACCACAGGAUUCACACAGGAGAGAAACCAUUUGUAUGUGAUGUGUGUGACAGAUCAUUCACACAGUCAUCUACCCUCCAUAAACACCAGCGCGUUCACACAGGGGAGAGACCGUUUACGUGUGAGGUGUGUAACAAAUCAUUCUCACGGUCACAAAACCUCCAUGCACACCGACGUAUUCACACAGGGGAGAAACCAUUCAGGUGUGAGGUAUGUCACCAGGAUUUUGCACAAUUGUCAGGCCUCGUGAAUCAUCGGCCUGUUCACACAGGAGAGAAGCCCUUCACAUGCGAGGUAUGCACUAAGUCAUUCCCGCAGUCAUCAACACUCCUCGUGCACCAACGCAUUCACACCGGGGAGAAACCAUUCAAGUGUGAGGUGUGUGAGAAAACAUUCUCAAGGUCAUCAUACCUCCUGCUCCAUCAGAGGGUUCACACCGGGGAGAAACCCUUCACAUGUGAGGUAUGUGAUAAAUCGUUUUCACAGUCAUCGACCCUCCGCAAGCACCAACGUGUUCACACAAGGGAGAAACUACCGUUUAAGUGUGAGGUUUGUUACCGAGCUUUUACCAAGUCAUCAAUGCUUGUGAAUCACCUACGCAUUCACACUGGGGAAAAGCCAUUCACGUGCAAAGUGUGUAAAAAAUCAUUUUUGAGAUUAUCAACCUUCCAUAAACACCAACGCAUUCACACACACGAGAGACCAUUCAUAUGUAAGGUAUGUGACAAAGCAUUCUCAUGGUCAGAGAAUCUUUGGAAACAUCAACGCCUCCAUACAGGGGAGAAACUGUUUAAGUGUGAGGUGUGUGAGAAAUCAUUCUCUGACUCAUCAAGACUCCUGCUCCAUCAGACGAUUCACACAAGGGACAAACCAUUCACGUGCAAGGUGUGUAGCAAAUCAUUCUCAGUAUCAUCGCGCCUCCAAGUACACCAACGCACUCACACAGGAGAGAAGCCAUUCAUAUGUGAGGUGUGCAACAAAGCAUUCUCAAAUUCAUCGCAUCUUCGCAUACACCAACGCAUUCACACAGGGGAGAAGCCGUUUACAUGCGAGGUGUGUAAUAAAUCAUUCUACGAUUCAUCAACUCUGCGCAAGCACCAACGCAUUCACACAGGGGAGAAACCAUUUGCCUGUGAGACAUGUGGCAAAUCUUUCUCGCAAUCAUCAGCGCUUCGCAUCCACCGACGCUUUCACACAGGGGAGAAACCGUUUACAUGUGACGGAUGUGACAAAUCAUUCUCGACAUCUUCUCAACUCUGUACACACCAACGCAUUCACACCGGGGAGAAACCGUUCAAGUGUGAGACAUGCAACAAAUCGUUCUCAAGGUCAUACAACCUCCUGCUCCAUUGGAGACUCCACACAGGGGAUUAGCCUUCAAGUCUCAGGUUUACAGAUAAAGCUUUUAGAAUAUCUCUAACCCUCCUGAGAUCUCUCAGGAUCUCCUGAACUACCAGCCUAUUCACACCUGACAGAAAACAUUCAGGCUGAGU